Messenger RNA from Chroicocephalus ridibundus (black-headed gull), 1850 nucleotides. It is a transcript of the gene CAPZA1, whose product is annotated as capping actin protein of muscle Z-line subunit alpha 1. Gene Ontology annotation, biological process: actin cytoskeleton organization; barbed-end actin filament capping. Gene Ontology annotation, molecular function: actin filament binding. NCBI's taxonomy places the organism in Eukaryota, Metazoa, Chordata, Aves, Charadriiformes, Laridae. The transcript is spliced from 10 exons. Gene Ontology annotation, cellular component: actin cortical patch; F-actin capping protein complex. Bases 112 to 972 code for a protein of 286 amino acids. The record is from RefSeq and is a predicted model, not a curated record.
CCCACAACCAACAAGGCGCUGGCCGCGCUUCCGGCGCAGCCCGGCGGCACCGCCCCGUCGCCGCUCCCGGCAUCCUCCGCGCGGGGCUGGGCCGGGCCCAGAGCUGCCAAAAUGGCCGACUUCGAGGACCGGGUGUCGGAUGAAGAGAAGGUGCGUAUAGCUGCAAAAUUCAUCACUCAUGCACCCCCUGGAGAAUUUAAUGAAGUAUUCAAUGAUGUCCGGUUAUUGCUCAACAAUGACAAUCUUCUCAGGGAAGGAGCAGCACAUGCAUUUGCACAGUAUAACAUGGACCAGUUCACUCCGGUGAAGAUAGAAGGGUAUGAUGAUCAGGUCUUAAUCACGGAACAUGGUGAUCUGGGCAAUGGCAGAUUUUUAGACCCGAGAAACAAACUUUCUUUUAAGUUUGAUCAUUUAAGGAAAGAAGCGAGUGACCCCCAGCCUGAGGACACAGAAUCAGCUUUAAAACAAUGGAGAGAUGCCUGCGACAGUGCAUUGAGAGCUUAUGUGAAAGAUCAUUACCCCAAUGGCUUCUGUACUGUUUAUGGUAAAUCUAUAGAUGGGCAGCAGACAAUUAUUGCCUGUAUUGAGAGCCACCAGUUCCAGCCCAAAAACUUCUGGAACGGUCGCUGGAGAUCAGAAUGGAAGUUUACCAUCACACCACCAACAGCUCAAGUGGCUGCAGUGCUCAAAAUCCAGGUGCAUUAUUAUGAAGAUGGCAAUGUUCAACUGGUUAGUCAUAAAGAUAUCCAGGACUCUGUACAGGUUUCAAGCGAUGUCCAGACGGCUAAGGAAUUUAUUAAGAUAAUAGAAAAUGCAGAAAACGAGUACCAGACAGCGAUCAGCGAGAACUACCAGACCAUGUCGGACACCACUUUCAAAGCCUUGCGCCGGCAGCUGCCCGUCACCCGCACCAAGAUCGACUGGAACAAAAUCCUCAGCUACAAGAUUGGAAAAGAAAUGCAGAAUGCUUAAUGCAGAAAUAAGGAGAUUUAUGAAAUGUUUGUGUGCAAAAAACAAAUGUGGUCCUCUGCCAAGUAGAUGGUUUCUAAACCAGUGCAGCAUUUUUCUAGGGCUUUCAAAGUUAACAGGUUUUCUAGCCUCAAAGAGAACUGUGGAACAAAUAGCGUUGUCUUUGUGUUUUGUGUUUCCUGCCGCAUAAACUUCCUAUUGUGACUGCAUUUACUGAUCGGUCGUUUUAAUUAAGCCAUGUUCAUGGUUCAGAAGUAUAGCUGUUUUCAAUCACUGAUUGUACUGGUUGGAAAACUUCCUAGCUGGAAAAGCCCUAUAAUAAAUAGAGCUGAGGGUGCAGAGCAUUCCCUUCACCCCUCUACAGCACUCCAGGUACUCCAGUAAGUCUGUCAGAUCUGCCAACAGCUCCGGGCGCUAUGCUGCAAGGUGUAAUAACUGCGAAAGACAGCAAGUCCUCGUGUAUCCUUGUUACUGACCUCCACAAAGCAAAAAGGCUGCAGGUUUAGAUUUUACUAUAUGAAGUGAGUUUACAAGAUUCUUUACAGAAAUCUCCACACAGCCAGCUCUUUCAGGGACAUAAUUUUUUUUUUUUUAAUCUGAAGAUUUGAGCCAUGUUCCCAAAAAGUGAACAUUUUUGCUCUUUCCCCCGCUCAUGUAUGUACGGUUAUCAGACAUCUGCAUUUUUGCAGAACUACAAGUUCCUGUGUUGAAUCACUGCUGAUCCACGUAGGCUGGAUGGUGAUUGAAAAUGCAAGUGUCUGCAGAAUAAUAGGUAUGUUGUGCUUUAAUGCUUUGUGGCAGGUUCAUGGAAUUUGUAUCACAGGUGUAUGGAUGGAUUGUGUACAAAAUAAAUAAACUUGCACCAAAGUGAGAGAAAAAUA